AUGACAAACACCACAGCAUCAGCUGUUAUUCUCAAUACAGUCACUCUUAUCAACACUUUUAUUACUUCAUUUAUAUGUCUAGUCAUAUUGAUCACGCUUGUCUGUCGUGUUGCCCUUCGAAAGGAUGUUCACCUUUUGCUAUGUACGAAUACGUAUGUUGCUAUUCUAGCUUACAGUUUAGCAAGUGGGUCGUUGUACAUUGAUGCACUUCGCGGUGAUGUACAGAUGUUUGCAGAUGGCCUAAAUGAUUCUCUAAUGUGUCAAAUUCGCGGAUCAGUUGUACUUGCAUUACUCUCAGCGAUUUUUGGUGCUUUUUGUUUACUCGCCUUUUUUCGUCUUUGUCGAAUUGUCCAUCGCCAAAAGCAAUUUUUUCAACAAUACCAUAUUCAAUUCAUUUUCGUUAUUUUUAAAUGGUUGCUUUCAUUUACGUUCGUUUGGUUCGUCAAAAUUGAAUAUUUGCCCAGUGAAUACUAUUGUAGUAUACCAUUUAAUACCCUAAAGCCUGUUCUUCUCGCAAGUAUUAUUGCUUAUGGGUUCCCAUCUACUGUGAUCGCUGUAAUUUACAUUCGAAUUUCGUCCUAUAUUCAUUAUCAUCGAUUGAUAAUGGCAACUCAGCGUCGAACACGACGAGAUUUUCUCACUAUUCAACGAACCAUGUUUAUAGUCAGUAUUCUCUGGCUUUUAGGUAUUCCGUCAAUGGUUUUACUCGUGUAUGGUCAAGUUCACCGUGGGAGCAUUCAUCCGUUAACGUACCGAAUCCAAUGGAUCACGCCAUCCUUCGCCUUUUGUGUAUUAAGUCUUGUUUUAAUCAAAUUUGACUCGCGUUUAUCGAGUAUUCUCGCACGAAGACAAGUAGUUCAUAUGAAAUUGCGUGAUAUGAAAGUUUCUCAGCAUAACCAGAAUAGAAGAUUACGAAAUAAAUCUUAA
Adineta ricciae is the source of this 927-nucleotide messenger RNA. Lineage: Eukaryota; Metazoa; Rotifera; Eurotatoria; Adinetida; Adinetidae. The record is from the annotation of a GenBank genome assembly.